AUGGAGAGUUCACCCAGUCCCACAUACAUCGGCGACAACGCUCCGGAGGAGUUCCUGCCUUACAUCUCCGAGCAUUGGCUCAAGUUUCUCGCUCCGAAUCCCAGUAUGAACUAUGUCCUAGGAAUCAUCUACAUUUUCUUCAUGAUAUUUUCCCUCUUCGGCAAUGGCUUCAUCCUUUUCCUCAUCAUCAGAUGUCCGUCUUUGCAAUCGUGUUCGAACUGCUUGGUGGGAAGCCUGGCCACGGCCGACUUCCUCAUGAUGCUGAAGACGCCCGUCUUCAUCAUCCAGAGCUUCCAGCAGGGACCCACGCUCGGCUCCCUCGGAUGUCAGCUGUACGGGGCAAUAGGGUUUCUGUCCGGGUUCGCGGCGAUCUGGUCCGUCAUGGCGAUCGCGAUCGAUCGAUACCUCGUCUUCGCCAAUCCCUUCGACAUGGGGCGGCGACUUGACCGCAAAAGGACCACGAUACUAAUCACGUGCAUCUGGUCUUCGUCGGCGCUGUUCACAGUCGCUCCCUUCCUCGGCUUCAGCCGCUACGUCCCUGAGGGUUAUCUGACUUCCUGUACUAUCGACUAUCUGAGUUCCGACUGGAAAAAGCGGGCAUUUAUCAUCUUGUGCGGAUCUAUCGGCUGGUUGAUUCCGCUUUGCAUCAUCAUGUUCUGCUACGUCGGGAUCAUCCGAGUCACUAGAAAGAGCGAUGAAGCCCUCUUACUGUUAACUAGACGGGACGGUGGAUCCCUUGCCGUAUCUGUGUUCUUGGAGAAGCGAAAGAUGCAGAGAAGGCUGAAUCGCUCGGUGUUGAUGGUGGUAGUGAUCUGGAUGCUGAGCUGGACGCCCUACGCCGCCGUGGUCUUAGUAGGAUCCCUGUGGUCCCAGUACCUCACCCCAGGGAUGUCGAUGAUUCCCGCCCUCGCCUGCAAGGCAUCGGCCUGCAUCAACCCUUACAUCUAUGGGAUCCGGAACCCGCAGUUCUUGGCGGAGGUGAAACGCUUCUUCUCCUGGCCACGGGGCCGAACUCCAUCCCAGAGGCGGGAGCUUAUCUCCCUCUCCGAGUUCCGAGGACAUAGGGAUCGAUCAAUCAACGAGUAA
Messenger RNA from Darwinula stevensoni, 1086 nucleotides. The record is from the annotation of a GenBank genome assembly. Lineage: Eukaryota; Metazoa; Arthropoda; Ostracoda; Podocopida; Darwinulidae.